CAGCCGUACGAAGCCACCGCGACGGUGAUGCAGUCUUUGACGAUAUGUGGUUCCUAUAAAGACAGAACUGGAGAGAAACUUCUGGACGGUACCAUCCUGGUCCAAGAGGCUGCCAAGGCACUGUGGAACGCCCCCUUCGUUUGCGCUAGUCACGAUGCGUCUGAUGUAUUCAACUACGGUAACAAAGCUGCUCUUUCCCUGUGGCGGCUCUCUUGGGACGAAUUCGUUGGCCUGCCGUCCACAAAGUCUGCUGAGGAUGACGAAAGCGUGCAGUCUGAGCGAAGGGAGCUUUUGGAUAGGGCGGCGAAGGACGGCUACAUUAAAGACUACAGCGGUAUCAGACAGACGAGCGACGGUCGUAAGUUCAAAAUCAAUGGAGCGACUGUGUGGACCAUCACCGACAAGGAUGGCAAGAAGACUGGACAAGCAGUAAGAUUUGACACUUUCUCCUGGUUG
Messenger RNA from Micromonas commoda, 456 nucleotides. RefSeq lists its product with no specific name. Lineage: Eukaryota; Viridiplantae; Chlorophyta; Mamiellophyceae; Mamiellales; Mamiellaceae. The annotation marks the transcript as partial. The record is from RefSeq and is a predicted model, not a curated record. The transcript has a single exon.